AUGACGGCCUGUUGGUCCCACGACCCUGACUCUCGUCCGGAAGCAGAGGUGAUCGCCAAGGUCACUCAGUUCCCUCCCCUGCCGCCUCCCCCUCUUCCGCCAGCCCCCAGACCUGCCGAGGUUCGAUCGGGUUCGAAGAAGCGCUCGCCCUUUGUCACCGCUAUCGCUCCACUCGCGCAAAACAGCCACCCGCAGCAGCUGCAUCUGCCCGCCGUCGCCGACACGGGUUUCGGACAAAUUCACACUGUCUACCGAGUCGACGCUGUUGAAACCGUGACCUGCGCCAUUUCCGACUUGAGGGGACGUGUUUGGAUUGGGGGUAGCGGUGUUCCAAACAGCGCCGACCCUGGAGGCAAGGCAUCGGCUGCGGCAGCGUUUCUGGAGACAAAAGCCCCUUCCGAGGAUAGGCUGGUUGUUGUCGAUGGCGCCUCGAGGUGCUGCCUCGCGUGCUCCUGGUCCCCGAAGCCCGAUCCGCACCAGUCCAUCCCCACUCUGCCUCCCAACUCCGCCCUCCCUUUGAACCUGCCCGGCGGUCACCCUGUUGCACUCGCUGUGAGCCACGAGGGUCAUCUUUGGUGCGCCGACUCCGUUGGCCGCCUUCUGAUUUUUUCCACUUCGUCAUUGAGUUUGCUGGCUUCCGUGGCCUUGUCGACGCUGGAGCCGGCCAUGGCAGGUGACUGCAUUUGGAUGCAGUCUGUCGGCGAAGCCGAAGACGCCAUCUCCGUCGUGUUGGGCCUUUCGACCGGUUGGAUCUGUUGCGCGUCCUUCACAGAGCCCGAUGGCAUCGUCAUUACCUGGGCCUUAAACAGUUUGGCGCCAGCCAAGAAGUCCAGUCACCAUCAACAGCAACAGCAGCUGCCCACCGGCCAUCUCUACUUGUGCGCUUGCCGUGUUGCCGAGGGCACCCUGUGGCUUGGUGGCGGUCCCUCGGUUGUCUCGGAGAUCCGGCAGGCGAAGGAAUCAGGCGGCUGGGAGUGCCAGGCCACGUGGGCUGUUCCUCUCCUGCCCAAUGGCAAGCAGCCGACCCGCGUGACACCGCACAACUGCGGCCGUAUUUGCACCCCCGGACCCGCCGUGACAGCACUCACCAGCGACUUUGAGUGCAACUCCGCCACCAAGGAGACGAGGGCUUGGAUCUACUCGUACCCUUGCAAUGAAAUAAGCUGCUGGUCGGUUCGCACGAGGACGCCUCUCCGAUCGCUUAAACUCGAUGCCGAAGGCGUCAAUUUGCUGUUCAACCCCUCUCUAACAAUCCCAGGAGCUUUGCCUGACUACACGUCGUCGAUCGGAUUCCCAGAACGGGUAAUUUGGAUUCCCAGGGUCGGUCUGUUUGCCGGUACAUCGAGGGGUGCCUUGGUGAAAUUCGAUUGGCCAGCAAGUGGUAGUGAUGAUGGCAAUGAUGCGCCCAUUGUCGCACGGAUCCUCCGACUCCACCGCGGUCCGGGGGAUCCCUGUUUUAGUCUGCUUACGUCGGCACCACGGUGUGCCUCACAUUCGAAGGGCCAAACCAUGCUCAGCCUUGGCAGGGGCUUCCUGCAUCCGCUUCACCAGUGUCUUUCAGCCAGCCAAAAUUACACCUCUGAGUACACAACUUCAUCGUACUUCUUGAUUUCUCUGUUUUCAGAUGAACACUUCUCCGACAUUUGA
Molecule: messenger RNA, 1647 nt
Organism: Mesocestoides corti
Lineage: Eukaryota; Metazoa; Platyhelminthes; Cestoda; Cyclophyllidea; Mesocestoididae
Source: the annotation of a GenBank genome assembly